UUUUUUUACACUGAUUGCUUUUAUACCCAUAAAGGUUGUAAAAGCAAUCAUUUCUCCUUCUCUCUGACUGCAUUCUUGCAGCCAUUGAGAAAUACUGUGAGAGCUGUGAUUGGUCACAGCUUGUCACAAGGUACAAGGCUGUUGUGAAUAGCCUGACCUCUGUGAUCAUUCACAGAUUUCACUAGUAGUAAGUAAUGAUGUCAGGAAGUGAAAUCUUGUUUACUAAUCUUCAUGUGAUCAUUGACUGGCCAAUCGUGAUCACAGAGGUCCCAUACAGCGAUUGGUGUUCCGCUCUGUCUGCACAGGCUGUAAAUGCAGGCGCCGUUUAUGAACGGCAACCCGCUCCUGCACUGCUCCCA
Molecule: messenger RNA, 359 nt
Organism: Staurois parvus
Lineage: Eukaryota; Metazoa; Chordata; Amphibia; Anura; Ranidae
Source: the annotation of a GenBank genome assembly